AUGGCCGAGACAAGUCUAGGACCGAACCGGCGAAAGCUUCUGGCGGAGGAGCUACGGAGGUUCGAUUUUCCGCCCCUGCCCGAGAAACCAGGGUUGUGGGAGAAACUCUGUGCAGCCAUUGAGAAUGGUCCCAGGGGUCAGGAGGAGAAACUCUUCAAGGAGUUUCUGCAGUUGCAUGAGCAGCGCUUUGAAGGACAGAUGAGGCUCUGGCGCCUCGAUGCCGAUAUUCGAUGGGCGCGGCUGAAGAAAUUGCAGCAGAAGCUGCAGGAAGCGGAGACAGAGCUUGGAGAGGCUGAGAAGAACAUGGAGGAGCAGGACGCCUCAGCGGGCGCCCAACUGCUCAGCAGCAUCUCCUUCGAAGACGCCGACGCCUUCUCUGAGGGCGUGGUGGAGGAUCUGCGCGCCCAGCAGCCUCCAGGGCCUGGCGAGGAUGUGAGCCCCGUGAGCCCCAUGAGCCAUGUCAGUUGGGAGUUGCUUCCGGGUGAACAACCGGAAGCCAUGGCGGUGGCCAAAGCGACCCCUGGGGCCUCGAAUCGGAUGAGUCCGGUGAAUGGGGGCCCCGAUCCUCAGAAAUUGAACUUGGAGGAUUUCAAGCCGGUGAAGCCCUGGAUAACGCGAGAUCAGACCUGCAAAGGGCCGUAUAAACUAGCGAUCAAGGAUUCAAUGAAAGCCAGUUUUUCCAAGAGUAUGUGGAAGGCCCUCGACAUUUUGGCCGACCUAGUGCUUUUGGGAGGCUUAGUCCGAAAGGGUCCCCGGGCUGAUCUGCGCGCCUACAACAUGACCCUGGGAGCCUGCGCGGGGCAACAGUUAUGGGAGACGACCCUUCAGCUCUUCCUCCGAAUGACUUCCAGCAAAAUGUCACCGGAUUUGAUCUCCCUCUCCGCCGUGGUGGAUGCAUGCGCGCGGGCCUCCAAGCAGAGACAGGCCGUGAAGUUCCAGCAGAUCUGGUCUGAUCGAUGUCACCGGACGACGAUGUUUGAACUUUUGAGGUUCACCAGGCGGCUACCCAACAUGGAGAAGGAUGAAAAGGUGCCAGCACCGCGUGGAAGUUUCUUCAACAUCGGAUCUUUGGUGAACCGAUCCCUUUGGGCAGAAGCUCUGACUCUCUUUUGGAGGAUCGCCCGCUGCGGUGAAUUUGAGGUCACGACAAAGCUGCUGAACAUUGGCUUGGUCGCUUGUCAACGAGGUCAUCGUUCUGCUGAUGCCUUGUUGCUCUUGAAGAAAUCUUCUAACCCUGAGUCCGAUCUGCCGCAGCCUGACCUGGAGAGUUACUCCGUCACCAUGCGCGCCCUGGGCGAAGCCGCCGCCCGACGCCACGGUAGCGAGGCCGAAGCCGAAGCCGAGGGCUGGCGGCAGGCGCUGCAGCUCCUGGAAGAACUGAGGGAGAGGCGGUUGAGCGCCACCACGCGGACCUACAACAGCCUGGCCAGCGCCUGCUCACGCGGCCACGCAUGGCUUGAAGCCUCCAAGCUGUUGUCUACAGCUGCGGAUCAGGGACUUCCGUGGGAUUUGUUCUCUUACAACAUCGCCAUCCAGGGGUGCCAUCGUUCGGCCGCUGGCCCCAAGCUGACGACCUUACUCCGGCAGAUGGAGCACGACAAAGUCGAACCGAACGCCGUGACGUUCACCACAGCCAUUGGAGCCUGCGAGCGAUCACAGCGUUGGGAGCUGGCCCUAGACUUUUUCAGGCGAUUGAAAGCGAGCCAGGAUCACAUUGGAGCCAUCACCAGCAACGCGGUCAUGGCAGCGUGUGCAGCUGGACAUGCGUGGGGCGAAUCCGUAAGGAUUUUUUGGGACAUGUUGCUGUCUGGAACGGCGGAUGCGGCGAGCAUGGCCAACGUCCUGAAAGCUUACAAAACGACCUCCCAGUGGCAAGAGGCGUGUUGGCACCUCUUUGAAGUGCCCAGUGCUUUUCAACUCGUGCCUUCGUGGCAGCACUGCGUCUCCGUGGCGGACGCCUGUAGCCUGGCGAGUCUCUGGCAACGAGCGCUGUCACUGCUAUGGACCCCCCGGGCGCCGCUGGAGUACCGCUGCAGUGCUGCCAUCAGCGCUUGCAAAAAUGCCAUCGUGGCAGGGCCACAAGAUGCGGAUGGCUUGUGGCAACAUGCUGUGGCACUCUAUGCUCAGCGGAAGCAACAGGAAGGUGCUACUUCCAGUCUUGAUGCAAACGAUUUGGUCGGCACUGCCAGCGCAUUGAUCAGUGUCUUUGAGAAGAUGGGUAUGUGGGAGAGCGCUCUCCAGAUUUUCUCAGAGAUUCAAAGCCCCAACAGGGUGAACUAUAUCACCAUUCUACUGGCACUGCUGGCAGGGGAUGAAGCCCAGCUCGCCCGCAAGCUAUACUUACAGAGCCCACUUCUUUCGCAAGCUCUGCGACCCUUGGAAUCCUUGGAGACUUCGGGGAUCGAAGAUAAGGAACUGCCAGUGACCUUGGAUCUGCAUGAACUGCCAGUCGAAGUGGCGACUUUGGCGCUUGAAGUUCUACUCAAAGACCUGCAAGAUCCAAGCUAUCCAAGUGAUCCAAGUGAUCCAAGUGAUCCAAACUCUGAAAUCAGGAAGUCAGUACAGCUGCACAUCAUCACUGGCCAUGCGCUUCACCGCUCUGCUCCGGGUGCCACCGGUGUCACGCCAAGGCGUGUGUGGCAGGCAGUGCUGAGCCUGCUGGAAACGUGGCCGGGAGUAGAGCUUCGAGAGCCCGGAGACAAUCCCGGACUCGUGAGCUGCGUGCUCCGAGAUCCCUGCCACGAAGCUCCAAGCGGAACACCGGGACCCCGGGACCCCGGUCCCGCCGCACCAUGGACGCGCAUGGCCCUGGAGCGGGAAAGCUUCACUGAGGAGGUGGCCAAGAGGCUCACGAACCACGUGGUGCUGGCGGAUUUGCGGACAGGGAAACUGCCCAAAGACCAGGCAGAUCUGCUGCUGAAGACCUUGCUGUUGGAGCAGUACUUUGUUUGCAACAGCGACCUGAGGACAUUGAGGGCGAGCUGCGAGAAAUUUGGGCACGUCCAGGGUUACAAGACCUUCUUGGAAUUCUUCCGAGACGGUGAGGCCUUUGCGCUGGGCGAACAUCAAAAGAUGUGUCAACUACUGGGCCUCUCAGAUGAGCAGCUGGAAGCACACGUGCCGCAUCACAAGUGUCAGGCAUAUCCCAGCUACUUCAGCAGCAUUCUGCUUCAUCAUAGUCCGGUGGUGGCGGCCGCUGCCUUUGUUGUGAACUUCCCUGCCUGGGGGCAGAUGUGUGGCAUCCUGAGGGAUAGCUUGCUGGUACACUACGACUAUCAAAUGGAGGACUUGGGUUUUCUGGACUUCUUCGCUACGCCCAUCCCAAACCUGAGAGAACUCGUGGACGAAGUUUUUGCGACCGAGGGCCAGAAAGUGAGCUACGUGCAACUGAGACGCUCCGUAAGGCUCUUGCAGGAGUACGAGCUCCUCUUUUGGGACGGCAUUUGGGAACAAGUGCAGACGCCUGGAAGCGAGUUUUUGGGAUGGCAUUUGCCAAAUUUUACCAAACAAAGCAGUUGCUUUGGAAAUAUUCACAAGGCGCAUCAAGGCACAGUUGUACAGCAGCCUUGUGGUCAUGGUCUUUGCUGAAGUGUUGAAUGUUUUUAAGUCAGCACCAGCAGAAUAGCUAAAGGCUCUCAAGCUUACCCCUGAGGGGAACUUGAGGACAUCCUCCUCCCAGACAGGGGAAGUGCACAGCUUGCUGAAAAUGUCAGCUGUGAAUCUCAAAGUGGGUGCUGCUGGCGUAGUCCUAGGUGCCAGGGCUUAGCAGCAUGCGAUAUCUUGCGAUAUCUUGCGACCUCCACGUGAAA
Molecule: messenger RNA, 3809 nt
Organism: Cladocopium goreaui
Lineage: Eukaryota; Dinophyceae; Suessiales; Symbiodiniaceae
Source: the annotation of a GenBank genome assembly